Molecule: messenger RNA, 14472 nt
Organism: Arvicola amphibius (Eurasian water vole)
Lineage: Eukaryota; Metazoa; Chordata; Mammalia; Rodentia; Cricetidae
Gene: Muc2
Product: mucin 2, oligomeric mucus/gel-forming
Exons: 57
Coding region: 1-14472 (4823 amino acids)
Cellular component (GO): extracellular matrix
Molecular function (GO): protein binding
Source: RefSeq, a predicted model, not a curated record
AUGGGGCUGCCACUAGCUCGCCUGGUGGCUGUGUGCCUAGUCCUGGCCUUAGCCAGGGGCUUGGAGCUCCAGAAAGAAGCCAUAUCCCGAAACCACGUCUGCAGCACCUGGGGCAACUUCCACUACAAAACCUUUGACGGUGAUGUCUUCCGAUUCCCUGGCCUCUGUGAUUACAACUUUGCCUCCGACUGCCGAGACUCCUACAAGGAAUUUGCUGUGCAUCUGAAGCGGGGCUUGGGCCAGGCUGGGGGUCACCCCCAGAUAGAGUCCAUCAUCAUUACCAUUAAGGACGACACCAUCUACCUCACCCACAAGCUGGCAGUGGUGAACGGGGCCAUGGUCAGCACCCCACACUACAGCUCCGGACUCCUCAUUGAGAAGAACGAUGCAUACACCAAGGUCUAUUCCCGUGCUGGCCUCUCCCUCAUGUGGAACCGUGAAGAUGCACUCAUGCUAGAACUAGACAGCCGGUUCCAGAACCACACCUGUGGUCUCUGUGGGGACUUCAAUGGCAUGCAGACCUAUUAUGAAUUCCUCAAAGAAGGCAUACACUACAAUGCCAUUGAAUUUGGGAACAUGCAGAAGAUCAACAAGCCUGAGGAUAAAUGUGAGGACCCAGAGGUGGUGCAAGAUCCAGAGUCUUGCUCUGAGCAUCGAGCCGAGUGUGAGAGGCUGCUGACCGCCACAGCCUUCGAGGACUGCCAGGCCCGGGUGCCUGUGGAGUUGUAUGUGCGCGCCUGCAUGCAGGACCGGUGCGCAUGUCCUCAGGAUGGCGCCUGCGAGUGCAGCACCCUUGCUGAGUUCUCCCGCCAGUGCUCCCACGCAGGCGGCCGGCCUGAGAACUGGAGGACUGCCUCACUCUGCCCCAAGAAAUGCCCUGGUAACAUGGUAUACCUGGAGAGCAGCUCGCCUUGCAUAGACACCUGCUCACAUCUGGAGGUCAGCAGUUUGUGUGAGGAACACUACAUGGAUGGCUGCUUCUGCCCAGAAGGCACUGUGUAUGAUGACAUCACGGGCAGGGGCUGCAUCCCCGUGAGCCAGUGCCACUGCAAGCUGCACGGGCACCUCUAUCUGCCAGGCCAGGAGAUUACCAAUAACUGUGAGCAGUGUGUCUGCAAGGCUGGUAGCUGGUCGUGUACCGAAUGGGAAUGCCCUCAGACCUGUGCCCUAGAAGGUGGCUCCCACAUCACCAGCUUUGAUGGAAAAAAGUUUACCUUUCAUGGGGACUGCUACUAUGUCUUGACCAAGGGCCAGCACAAUGAUUCCUAUGCCCUCCUGGGUGAGCUGGCCCCCUGCGGCUCCACAGACAAGCAGACCUGCCUGAAAACUGUCCUGCUACUGACUGACAACAAGAAGAAUGUGGUGGCCUUCAAAUCAGGUGGCAGUGUGUUACUCAAUGACCUGGAGGUGACCCUGCCCCAUGUGGCAGCAAGCUUCUCCAUCUAUCAGCCCUCUUCCUACCACAUUGUUGUGAACACGGUGUUCGGGCUGCGGCUACAGGUUCAACUGGUCCCAGUCAUGCAGCUUUUUGUGACUCUGGACCAGUCUGCCAAGGGACAGGUGCAGGGUCUCUGUGGAAACUUCAACGGCCAGGAAAAUGAUGAUUUUAUGACAUCUGGUGGGCUGGUGGAGGCCACGGGUGCCGGCUUCGCCAAUACCUGGAAGGCCCAGUCAAGCUGCCAUGACAAGUUAGACUGGUUAGAUGACCCCUGUUCCCUCAACAUUGAGAGCGCCAAUUAUGCCGAGCACUGGUGUUCCCUACUGAAGAGGUCAGAGACCCCUUUUGCCAGGUGCCACCUGACUGUGGAUCCCACUGACUACUACAAGAGGUGCAAAUAUGACACGUGCAACUGUCAGAACAAUGAGGACUGCAUGUGCGCAGCUCUGUCUUCCUAUGCCCACGCCUGUGCUGCCAAGGGGGUCAUGCUGUGGGGCUGGCGCGAGCGCGUCUGCAACAAAGAUGUGCACGCUUGCCCCAGCUCACAGAUCUUCCUGUACAACCUGACCACUUGCCAGCAGACCUGCCGCUCCCUCUCAGAGGGUGACGCUCACUGCCUCAAGGGAUUUGCACCUGUGGAAGGCUGUGGCUGCCCUGACCAUACCUUCAUGGAUGAGAAAGGCCGCUGUGUGCCCUUGGCUCAGUGCUCCUGCUACCACUUUGGUCUUUACCUGGAGGCAGGAGAUGUGAUCCUGAGGCAAGGGGAGCGCUGCACUUGCCGGAACGGGAGGCUGCAAUGCACCCAGGUCAAACUGCUUGGCCACACCUGUAAGCACCCCAAAAUCCUUGUGGAUUGCAACAAUUUGACUGCUCUGGCCACCCGGAAACCCCGCCCCACUAGUUGCCAGACACUGGUGGCUGGCUAUUACCAUACAGAAUGUAUCAGCGGCUGUGUGUGUCCCGAUGGGAAGCUGGACGAUGGCCGUGGUACAUGUGUGGAGGAGGAGGAGUGUCCUUGCAUCCACAACACAGACCUGUACAAUCCCGGGGACCAGAUCAAACUGGACUGUAACAACACCUGUACUUGCCAAAAAGGACGCUGGGAAUGCACCCGCUAUGCAUGCCACAGCACCUGCUCCAUCUAUGGGAGUGGCCACUACAUCACCUUCGAUGGGAAGCACUAUGACUUUGACGGACACUGCUCCUAUGUGGCUGUCCAGGACUACUGUGGUCAGAACUCUACUGGCUCCUUCAGCAUUAUCACUGAGAAUGUCCCCUGCGGCACCACAGGCGUUACCUGCUCCAAGGCCAUAAAGAUAUUUAUAGGGGGGACAGAGCUGAAGCUGAUAGAUAAACACCGUGUGGUAAGGCAGUUGAGAGAGAGGCACCAUGUGCCCUACAUCACACGGGAAGUGGGCCUGUACCUGGUAGUGGAGGCCAGCCCUGGUAUUAUUGUUAUCUGGGACAAGAGGACCACCAUCUUCAUCAAGCUGGCUCCUUCUUACAAGGGCACUGUAUGCGGUCUGUGUGGGAACUUUGAUGACCAGACCAAGAAUGACUUCACCACUCGGGACCGCAUGGUGGUGACCAGUGAGCUGGACUUUGGAAAUAGCUGGAAGGAAGUUCCCACGUGCCCAGAUGUGAACCACACCCCAGACCCCUGCACCCUAAACCCACACCGUCGCUCCUGGGCAGAGAAGCAGUGCAGCAUUAUCAAGAGUGAUGUAUUCAAAGGGUGUCACAGCAAGGUGGACCCCACUGUCUUCUAUGAGGCCUGUGUGCAUGACUCCUGCUCCUGCGACACGGGUGGUGACUGUGAGUGUUUCUGUUCCGCUGUGGCCUCCUAUGCUCAAGAAUGCACCAAGGCAGAGGCCUGCGUGUUCUGGAGGAGGCCGGACCUAUGCCCUGUAUUCUGUGAUUACUACAACCUCCCAAAUGAGUGUACAUGGCACUAUGAACCAUGUGGGAACCGAAGCUUUGAGACCUGCAGGACCAUCAAUGGCAUCCACUCCAACAUCUCUGUGUUCUACCUGGAGGGUUGCUACCCUCGGUGCCCUGAGGACAAGCCCAUAUAUGAUGAGGACGGAAAGAGAUGUGUCACUCAGGACCAGUGUGGCUGCUAUAAGGAUGGCAUUCAUUAUCCACCCAAUUCAUCUAUUCCCACUGAGGAUAUCUGCGAGUCUUGUAUGUGCACCAACACUUCAAACAUCAACUGCAGCAUAGAUGUAGGAAAGAUUGUUAACAAGACCCAGGAUGGUAUCUUCUGCUACUGGGAGUACUGCGACUCCAAUGGGACAAUAAAACCACACUUCAAUAUAUGUGGAUCCUCCACACCACCUCCAUCCACCCUGACAAGCUUCACCACAAUCUCUACCCCUAUUACCAUCUCCACCACCACUACAACAACGGCCACUUCCACUACUGCCACUGCCACCACCACAGGCACGAUAACUAGCACUGAAGUACCAUGCUGCUGGACUGAUUGGAUCAACAACAACCAUCCUAGUGCUGGCAGUGGUGGUGGUGAGCGAGAGACCUUUGACAGCAUCUGUAGUGCUCCUGUGGACAUUGAGUGCAGGUCAGCCACAGACCCCACACUCAGCUUGGAGGAUCUGGACCAGAAGGUACAGUGUAAUGUCUCAUUUGGGCUCAUUUGCAAAAACGAAGACCAGUUUGGAAACGGACUAUUUGAACUUUGUUAUGACUAUGAGAUACGAGUCAAGUGUUGCUCUCCAGAGGUGAACUGUUCUAUUUUAAUAACCUCACCCACAACUUCACCAAGAACCUCACCCACAAUUUCACCAACAGCCUCACCUAUCACUUCACCAACAACUCCACCUACCACUUCAACAGUUUCACAAACUACUCCAGCUACCACUUCACCAACAACCUCACCCACAACUUCACCAACUCCAGCUACUUCUUCACCAACAACCUCACCUACCACUUCACCAACAACCUCACCUACCACUUCACCAACAACUCCACCUACCACUUCAACAGUUUCACAAACUACUCCAGCUACCACUUCACCAACAACCUCACCCACAACUUCACCAACAACUCCAGCUACUUCUUCACCAACAACCUCACCUACCACUUCACCAACAACCUCACCUACCACUUCACCAACAACUCCACCUACCACUUCAACAGUUUCACAAACGACUCCGGCUACCACUUCACCAACAACCUUGCCUACCACCACAUCAAUCAUUUCACCAACCACUACACCAACCAUUUCAUCUAGUGCUACACCAGUGACUUCAUUUACCACUUCACAGACAUCUUCACCAACCACCUCUGUUACAACUUCACCAACCCCUUCACUAGGCACCUCAACUGCCACAUCACCAAGCACCUCACCAACCAUUUCAUCAACCUUGUCUACCCUGUCCUCCACCACCACCACCACCACCACCACCACCACCACCACCACCACCACCACCACCACCCCAACACCCACUCCCCCAACCCAGACCAUCACAGUUCCUACAACCCCAACACCUACCACCACAGGAACGUCAACUCAAAUAUCUACUACUACACAGACCACAACAACAACAAUUGUUACAGAGACCUCCACUCCAACAUCUACCACAACUGAGACACCAACCCCAACCCCAACAACCACAGUUCCUACAACCCCAACAGCUCCUACCACAGGAACGUCAACAACAAUAUCAACUACCACACAGACUACAACACCAACAAUUGUGACAGAGACCUCCACUCCAACAUCUACCACCACAGAGACACCAACCCCAACUCUGACCAUCACAGUUCCUACAACCCCAACACCUACCACCACAGGAACGUCAACUCCAAUAUCUACUUCUACACAAACCACUACAACAACCACUAGCUCAGGUCACUCUACUCCAACAUCUACCACCACAGAGACACCAACCCCAACUCUGACAACUACAGUUCCUACAACCCCAACAUCUACCAAAACAGAAACCUCAACUCCAAUUUCUACUACCACACAGACUACAACACCAACAAUUAUUAUAGAGACCUCCACUCCAAGAUCUACCACUCCAGAGACAUCAAACCCAACAGUGACGACCACAGUUCCUACAAGCCCAACACCUACCCCCACAGGAACGUCCACUCCAAUAUCUACUACUACACAGACCACAACACCAACAAUUGUUACAGAGACCUCCACUCCAAAAUCUACCACCACAGAGACACCAACCCCAACCCCGACCACCACAGUUCCUACAACCCCAACAGCUCCAACCACAGGAACGUCAACUCCAAUAUCUACUACCACACAGACCACAACACCAACAAUUGUUACAGAGACCUCCACUCCAACAUCUACCACCACAGAGACACCAACCCCAACUCUGACAACCACAGUUCCUACAACCCCAACACCUACCAUCAUAGAAACCUCAACUCCAAUAUCUACUUCUACACAAACCACUACAACAACCACUAGCUCAGGUCACUCUACUCCAACAUCUACCACCACAGAGACACCAACCCCAACUCUGACAACCACAGUUUCUACAACCCCAACACCCACUACCAUAGAAACCUCAACUCCAAUUUCUACUGCCACAAACACAACACCAACCCCUAGUCCAAGUCCCUCCACUCCAACAUCUACCACCACAGAGACAACAACCCCAACAACACCAAGUCAAACGUCCACUAUCACAGUGACUCCAACUCUGACACCUAAUACCACAGAAACCACAACUCCAAUAUCUACUACCACACAGACCACAACACCAACAAUUGUUACAGAAACCUCCACUCCAACAUCUACCACCACAGAGACACCAACACCAACUCUGAUCUCCACAGUUCCUACAACCCCAACACCUACCAAAAUAGAAACCACAACUCCAAUAUCUACUUCUACACAAACCAAAACAACCACUAGCAGUACAACACCAACAAUUGUUACAGAGACCUCCACUCCAACAUCUACCACCACAGAGAUACCAACCCCAACCCCAACCACCACAGUUCCUACAACCCCAACAGCUCCAACCACAGGAACGUCAACUCCUAUAUCUACUACCACACAGAACACAACACCAACAAUUGUGACAGAGACCUCCACUCCAACAUCUACCACCACAGAGACACCAACCCCAACUCUGACAACUACAGUUCCUACAACCCCAACAACUUCAAAAACAGAAACCUCAACUCCAAUUUCUACUACCACACAGACUACAACACCAACAAUUAUUAUAGAGACCUCCACUCCAAGAUCUACCACCCCAGAGAAAUCAAACCCAACAGUGACGACCACAGUUCCUACAAGCCCAACACCUACUACCACAGAAACCUCAACUCCAAUAUCUACUACCACACACACCACAACACCAAGACCUACUCCAAGUAUCUCUACUCCAACAUCUACACCCACAGAGACAACAACUCCAACUCUGACCACCACAAUUCCUACAAGCCCAACACCUACUACCACAGAAACCUCAACUCCAAUAUCUACUACCACACAGACCACAACACCCACAAUUGUUAUGGAGACCUCCACUCCAACAUCUACCACCACAGAGACACCAAACCCAACACUGACUACCACAGUUCCUACAACCCCAACACCUACCACCACAGGAACGUCAACUCCAAUAUCUACUACCACACAGACCACAACACCAACAAUUGUUACAGAGACCUCCACUCCAACAUCUACCACCACAGAGACACCAACCCCAACUCUGACAACCACAGUUCCUACAACCCCAACAACUACCAAAACAGAAACCUCAACUCCAAUUUCUACUACCACACAGACUACAACACCAACAAUUAUUAUAGAGACCUCCACUCCAAGAUCUACAACCACAGAGACACCAACCCCAACACUGACCACCACAGUUCCUACAAGCCCAACACCUACUACCACAGAAACCUCAACUCCAAUAUCUACUACCACAAGGACCACAACACCAACACCUAGUCCAAAAACCUCAACUCCAAUAUCUACUACCACACAGACCACAACACCAAGACCAAAUCCAAGUAUCUCUACUCCAACAACUACUCCCACAGAGACAACAACCCCAACUGUGACUACUACAGUGACUCCAACCCCAACACCUACCAUCAUUGAAACCUCAACUCCAAUAUCUACUUCUACACAAACCACUACAACAACCACUAGCCCAAGUCCCUCUACUCCAACAUCUCCCACCACAGAGACAUCAAGUCAAACUUCCACUAUCACAGUGACUCCAACUCCGACACCUACUACCACAGAAACCUCAACUCCAAUAUCUACUACCAAACAGACAACACCAACAAUUGUUAGGGAGACGUCCACUCCAACAUCUACCACCACAGAGACACCAACCCCAACCCCGACCACCACAGGUCCUACAAGCCCAACAGCUACCACCACAGGAACUUCAACUCCAAUAUCUACUACCACACAGACCAUAACACCAACAAUUGUGACAGAGACCUCCACUCCAACAUCUACCACCACAGAGACACCAACCCCAACUCUGACAACCACAGUUCCUACAACCCCAACACCUACCAAAACAGAAACCUCAACUCCAAUUUCUACUACCACACAGACUACAACACCAACAAUUAUUAUAGAGACCUCCACUCCAACAUCUACCACACCAGGGACAUCAAACCCAACACUGACUACCACAGUUCCUACAAGCCCAACACCUAACAUCAUAGAAACCUCAACUACAAUAUCUACUUCUACACCAACCACUACAACAACCACUAGCCCAGUUCCCUCUACUCCAACAUCUCCCACCACAGAGACAUCAAGUCAAACGUCCACUAUCACAGUGACUCCAACUCUGACACCUACUACCACAGAAACCUCAACUCCAAUAUCUACUACCACACAGACAACAACACCAACAAUUGUUACAGAGACCUCCACUCCAACAUCUACCACCACAGAGACACCAACCCCAACCUUGACCACCACAGUUCCUACAAGCCCAACAGCUACCACCACAGGAACUUCAACUCCAAUAUCUACUACCACACAGACCACAACACCAACAAUUGUUACAGAGACCUCCACUCCAACAUCUACCACCACAGAGACACCAACCCCAACCCCGACCACCACAGUUCCUACAACCCCAACAGCUCCAACCACAGGAACAUCAACUCCAAUAUCUACUACCACACAGACCACAACACUAACAAUUGUUACAGAGACCUCCACUCCAACAUCUACCACCACAGAGACACCAACCCCAACUCUGACAACCACAGUUCCUACAACCCCAACACCUACCAUCAUAGAAACCUCAACUCCAAUAUCUACUUCUACACAAACCACUACAACAACCACUAGCUCAGGUCACUCUACUCCAACAUCUACCACCACAGAGACACCAACCCCAACUCUGACAACCACAGUUCCUACAACCCCAACAUCUACCAAAACAGAAACCUCAACUCCAAUUUCUACUACCACACAGACUACAACACCCACUCCAACAUCUACCACCACAGAGACACCAACCCCAACCCCAACCACUACAGUUCCUACAAGCCCAACAGCUACCACCACAGGAACUUCAAUUCCAAUAUCUACUACCACACAGACCACAACACCAACAAUUGUGACAGAGACCUCCACUCCAACAUCUACCACCACAGAGACACCAACCCCAACUCUGACAACCACAGUUCCUACAACCCCAACAACUACCAAAACAGAAACCUCAACUCCAAUUUCUACUACCACACAGACUACAACACCAACAAUUAUUAUAGAGACCUCCACUCCAAGAUCUACAACCACAGAGAAACCAACCCCAACACUGACUACCACAGUUCCUACAAGCUCAACACCUACUACCACAGAAACCUCAACUCCAAUAUCUACUACCACACAGAGCACAACACCAAGACCAAAUCCAAGUAUCUCUACUCCAACAACUACUCCCACAGAGACAACAACCCCAACUGUGACUACUACAGUGACUCCAACCCCAACACCUACCAUCAUUGAAACCUCAACUCCAAUAUCUACUUCUACACAAACCACUACAACAACCACUAGCCCAGGUCCCUCUACUCCAACAUCUCCCACCACAGAGACAUCAAGUCAAACUUCCACUAUCACAGUGACUCCAACUCCGACACCUACUACCACAGAAACCUCAACUCCAAUAUCUACUACCAAACAGACAACACCAACAAUUGUUAGGGAGACGUCCACUCCAACAUCUACCACCACAGAGACACCAACCCCAACCCCGACCACCACAGGUCCUACAAGCCCAACAGCUACCACCACAGGAACUUCAACUCCAAUAUCUACUACCACACAGACCACAACACCAACAAUUGUGACAGAGACCUCCACUCCAACAUCUACCACCACAGAGACACCAACCCCAACUCUGACAACCACAGUUCCUACAACCCCAACACCUACCAAAACAGAAACCUCAACUCCAAUUUCUACUACCACACAGACUACAACACCAACAAUUAUUAUAGAGACCUCUACUCCAAGAUCUACCACCCCAGAGACAUCAAACCCAACACUAACAACCACAGUUCCUACAACCCCAACACCUACCAAAACAGAAACCUCAACUCCAAUUUCUACUACCACACAGACUACAACACCAACAAUUAUUAUAGAGACCUCCACUCCAAGAUCUACCACCCCAGAGACAUCAAACCCAACACUAACAACCACAGUUCCUACAAGCCCAACACCUACCAUCAUAGAAACCUCAACUUCAAAAUCUACUACCACACAGACCACAACACCAACACCUAGUCCAAGUCCUUCUAUUCCAACGUCUACCACCACAGAGACACCAACCCCAACCUUGACCACCACAGUUCCUACAACCCCAACACCUACCAAAAUAGAAACCUCAACUCCAAUAUCUACUACCACACAGACAACAACACCAACAAUUGUUACAGAGACCUCCACUCCAAGAUCUACCACCCCAGAGACACGAACCCCAACACUGACUCCAACAAUUCCUACAAGCCCAAUACCUACUACCACAGAAACCUCAACUCCAAUAUCUACUACCACACAGACCACAACACCAAUACCUACUCCAAGUAUCUCUACUCCAACAUCUACAUCCACAGAGACACCAACCCAAACAAUGACCACCACAGUUACUACUACCCCAACACCUACCAUUACAGGAACAUCAACUCCAAUAUCUACUACCACACAGACCACAACACCAACACCUACUGGUCCAAGUCCCUCCAUUCCAACAUCUACCAUCACAGAGACACCAACUGCAACUCUGACUACUACAGUGACUCCAACCCCAACACCUACCAUCAUUGAAACCUCAACUCCAAUAUCUACUUCUACACAAACCACUACAACAACCACUAGCCCAGGUCCCUCUACUCCAACAUCUCGCACCACAGAGACACCAAGUCAAACGUCCACUAUCACAGUGACUCCAACUCCGACACCUACUACCACAGAAACCUCAACUCCAAUAUCUACUACCAAACAGACAACACCAACAAUUGUUAGGGAGACGUCCACUCCAACAUCUACCACUACAGAGACACCAACCCCAACCCCGACCACCACAGUUCCUACAAGCCCAACAGCUACCACCACAGGAACUUCAACUCCAAUAUCUACUACCACACAGACCACAACACCAACAAUUGUGACAGAGACCUCCACUCCAACAUCUACCACCACAGAGACACCAACCCCAACUCUGACAACCACAGUUCCUACAACCCCAACACCUACCAAAACAGCAACCUCAACUCCAAUUUCUACUACCACACAGACUACAACACCAACAAUUAUUAUAGAGACCUCCACUCCAAGAUCUACCACCCCAGAGACAGAGUUACCAACCCCAACUCUGACUACCACAGUUCCUACAAGUCCAACACCUACUACCACAGAAACCUCAACUCCAACAAGCCCAGUCCCCACCACCACCCAAACUCCUCCCAAAUCUCCAACGAAACCGUCAACACCUGUGAGCAGUGUGUUCCCCUCUUCCCCACCCACGGAGUCCAUCAUCAUUUCUAGUACCCCUGCAACCACCAUAGUAACGUCUAGCACGGCAUCGUCACCUGGAACAACACCAUCCAUCACUUCAUCAGCGUUACCUCCAGGACCAACACGGGGACCCUCCACCACUGUUUCCGGCACAUCUACUUCCUCAAGGACCACAACAGUAACAACUUCACCCACCACAAGACCACCCUCCAUAUCCACCCCUACAUCCUUCACUGUGCCAGUAUCCACCAUGGAAACCACUACCCAGACAAGGCUCUCAUCAACCACACCAACUACUUUGGAGACCACCAGGACCACUUCUUGGGGGACAGUCUCCUCAGCCUCCCCAAUCACCUCUCCCAUCACUGACUGGACCAGUGUUGACACCUUGGUUACCUGCUGUGUUUUGGAUGACAUGUACUACGGCAAAGGUGAACUGGUCUACAACAAAACCUAUGGGGACACUUGUUAUUAUGUGUACUGCUCUGUGGACUGCACAAUCGAAUUCUUGAAUUCGUCCUGUCCAUCCACUCCCUCAACUUCUACACCAUCAACACCAACGUCCUCCCUGACGACCACACCCUCCACACCAUCUACCACAUCUUCAAAGCCUACAACCUCUACACCCUCCACACCAUCUACCACAUCUUCAAAGUCUUCAACCUCUACACCCUCCACAUCAUCCAAGUCAACACCCAGUAGUACAACAACCACAACCUCUCCCCCUGGGUGCCUCGACUUUGAUCCUCCUAGACAGGAGAAUGAGACCUGGUGGCUAUGUAACUGUACCAUGGCCAUUUGCAAGCAUGACAACGUAGUGGAGCUUGUGGAACGGAAGUGCGAACCCCCACCCAUGCCCACCUGUUCCAAUGGCCUGAAGCCUGUGCGUGUCAUUGACCCUGAUGGCUGCUGCUGGCACUGGGAGUGUGACUGCUACUGCACUGGCUGGGGGGACCCGCACUUUGUCACCUUUGAUGGGCUCUACUACAGUUACCAGGGUAACUGCUCCUAUGUGCUAAUGGAGGAGAUUACCCCCACGGUGGACAACUUUGGGGUCUACAUUGAUAACUACCAUUGUGAUGUCAGUGACGAGGUAUCCUGCCCCCGCACACUAAUUGUGCGUCAUGAGACCCAGGAAGUGCAGAUCAGGACUGUGCAAUUGAUGCCCAUUGUGGUGCAGGUACAGGUGAACAAGCAGGUAGUGGCUCUGCCCUACCAGAAGUUUGGGCUGCAGGUAUACGAAUCUGGCAUCAACUAUGUGGUGGACAUCCCCAGGCUGGAAGCUCAGAUCACCUACAAUGGUCUGUCUUUCUCCAUCCGGCUGCCCUACCACCUGUUUGGCAACAACACAAAGGGCCAGUGUGGUACCUGCACCAACAGCACGGAAGAUGACUGCAUCCUACCCAGCGGGGAGAUCAUCUCCGACUGUGAGAUUGCUGCUGAUGAGUGGUUGGUGAACGACCCCUCCAAGCCACACUGUCCCCACAGCAGCUUUACCACCAAGCGCCCAGCCAUCACGACAGCAGGGUUCUCGCCACCUGAGAAUUGCACUGUGUCUCCUAUCUGCGAGCUCAUCAAGGACAGCCUGUUCUCUGAAUGUCACCCCUUCGUGCCUCCCAAGCACUACUAUGAAGCCUGCCUGUUUGAUAGCUGCUUUGUGCCUAACUCUGGUUUGGAGUGUGCCAGUGUCCAGGCCUAUGCAGCCCUCUGUGCCAAGGAAGGUACCUGCGUUGACUGGCGGAACCAUACCCAGGGGGCCUGCUCUGUGAAGUGUCCAUCUCACCGGGAGUACAAGGCCUGUGGCCCCGCAGAAGAACCCACCUGCCAGUCCAGCUCCUUCCAGAAUUCCACAGUCUUGGUGGAAGGCUGCUUCUGUUCUGAAGGCACCACAAAGUUUUCCCCUGCCAUUGAUGUCUGUGUGAAGACUUGUGGCUGUGUGGGACCUGACAAUGUGCCCAGAGAGUUUGGAGAGCGCUUUGAGUUUGACUGCAAGGACUGUGUUUGCCUAGAGGGUGGAAAUGGCAUUGUCUGCACUCCAAAGAUAUGUGCUGGGGAUAACCAGACCACAUGCGAGGAGGAUGGCACCUACCUUGUCGAAGAGGUCGACCCAGCAGACACGUGCUGCAAUAUCACCUCAUGUAAGUGUGACCCCAAACUAUGCAAAGAGGAACGUCCCACUUGCUUGCUGGGAUUCGAAGUCAAGAGCAGCAGUGUGGAUGGAAAAUGCUGUCCAGUUUACUCCUGUGAACCCAAGGGUGUGUGUGUGCACGAGAAUGCUGAAUACCAGCCUGGAUCUCCAGUGUACUCCACCAAGUGCCAGGAAUGUGUAUGCACCAACUCUACGGACAACAUCACCCAGGUCAACUACAUCUCCUGUACGCAUGUGCCCUGCAACAGCUCCUGCAGCCCUGGUUUUGAGCCUGUGGAAGUCCCUGGGGAGUGCUGCAAGAAAUGUCAGCAGACUCACUGCAUCAUUGAGAGGCCAGACAAGCAGUAUGUCGUCCUGAAGCCGGGGGACAUACAGAAAAACCCCAACGACGAGUGUACCUUCUUCAGCUGCUUGAAAAUCCACAACCAGCUCAUCUCCUCUGUCUCCAACAUCACCUGCCCAGACUUCAACCCCGAUGAAUGUGUUCCAGGCUCCAUCACGUACAUGCCAAAUGGCUGCUGUAAGACCUGUAUCCCUAAAAACCACACCGCAGUCCCUUGCUCUCUCAUCCGUGUCAAGAAGGAGAUCUCCCACAAUGGCUGCACCAAGAAUGUCUCCAUGAACUACUGUUCGGGCUCCUGUGGGACUUUCGCCAUGUACUCUGCCCAGGUCCAGGAUCUGGAUCACAGGUGCUCUUGCUGCAAGGAGGAGAGGACCAGUGAGCGCCAGGUGACCCUGGAAUGUCCAGAUGGCAGCCAGCUGAGCCAUACCUACACGCACAUUGAGAGCUGUCUGUGCCAGGACACCGUCUGUGCGCUCCCCCAGGCACAGCAAGUCCGUGUCAGGCGUUCCAGUCCCCGACUUCUGGGAAGGAAGUGA